AUGCAAAGUUCCCGCAUACAGCCUUUGAAUAAGCAAAAUAUUAUCGCAGGGAGGUAUGUUCUUCUUUUGAUUCGAUGUAUUCGUUCGCGGCAAUCACCGUCAUUUUCAUUCGCAUCUCAAAAGGCCAAUGAAUAUGGAGUACCAGUUCUUGUCAUCUACAUCUAUCAACUAGAUCGGCAUAAUUUGGCACAGCGGAAGUUUCUUUUGGAAGGACUGAAUUGUUUAGAAAAUAAUCUAUCACGUUUGCAUGUACCUUUGCUAGUUGUAAAGGUAAACAGUAGUCAAGAAGCCACAAAAAUUGUUUUGAAACUAUCUGAUAAAGCCUGUGAAGUGAUCACAGAUGCUGCUUAUUUAUUCGAAGACCGCAGUUUUGACGAAAAUCUUAAUAAUAAGCUUAUAAUGAAAUGUCGCAGAUUCACAAAAGUUGAGGGAAAUGUCACUAUACCCGUGACGGCCCUAUGCAACAAGCCAGCUUAUAAUGCUAGUACAAUUCGGAAAAUGGCAUGGUAUUUACUUGAUGAUUUUCUUCUUGAAAAAUGGAAUGUUACUCCAAAAAUUCACUGUGACUCGUGGAGGAACAUGGUAGAAUAUAGCUUGGAAUGUAUAGAUAUUUUAUCAGAAUAUAGAAGAGCUGUUGAUGAUUGCAAAACAAGCAGUGUAUUAAAAGGUGGCGAAGAUGCUGCGCGGCAAGUCCUGGACUAUUUCAUCGCUAAUAAUCUAAGUUCGUAUGACAAAGAAAGGAAUAUCCCGAUCAAUGGAAAACAGAGUUUUCUCUCACCUUACCUCCAUUUUGGCAUGUUAAAUCCUAUUAUAAUCGUUGCGGAAGUCAAACAGUCUAAAGCACCAAAAUCUGCCAAAGAUGCAUUUUUGGAAGAACUGGUUGUUCGGCGGGAGCUAGCGCAUAAUUUUGUUUAUUACUACAGAACUACUUACAAUACAUUUGAUUGCUUGCCAGAGUGGGCAAAGAAAACAAUGAAUGAGCAUCGUCUUGAUAAACGGGAAUAUAUUUAUAGCUAUAAAGAGCUAGAAGAAGGAUAUACGCAUGAUGUUUACUGGAAUGCAGCACAAUUUGAACUUGUGUUCACUCAUAAAAUGUCGGGUUAUCUUCGUAUGUAUUGGGCGAAAAAAGUGAUCGAAUGGUCUCGUGAUUACGAAUGUGCUUACGCUUUCCUUAUUGAACAAAAUGACAAACAUGAGUUGGAUGGACGGGAUCCCAAUGGCUAUUGCGGUGUUAUGUGGAAUUUUGGCAUGCACGAUCGGGCUCAUGCGAACAGACCAGUAUUUGGGAAGAUUCGUUAUAUGUGUGCAGAUGGAAUAAGAAGAAAAUUCCGGAAACAUAUUGAUGAAUAUGUUAGGAUUAACUAUAAACGUGCUGGCCGCACGUUAGAACUAAACCAUGUUCAAUCAAAAACGACAAAAGGUCCAGAAGAUUAUGAGCCAAGAAUGAAAAGAACGCGUAAAACUGUGAAGAAAUAA
This is a messenger RNA of Acanthocheilonema viteae, 1476 nucleotides long. The record is from the annotation of a GenBank genome assembly. Lineage: Eukaryota; Metazoa; Nematoda; Chromadorea; Rhabditida; Onchocercidae.